AUGGAACCGUCUAGCUACUUGGCAUUUCUGGUUGCUGGAGAUUCGUCGGUAAUUCGAUCUCGGGGAUUUGGCAGCUUCAGACCUGCCCUGGACCUGGAUUCACAUCGAAAACUGACUCCAUCGCAGCACCUAGCAAACACGUUUAUCCAAUUCUUGGUAACUCGGUCCGAGCUCAAAGUUCGUGACCAGCAUGUUAUCUUGGGACCAUCCUCAGUCUCAACCUUCUUCCGUCUGAUUUUGAUAUCCUCAGUCAGCUACACAAACUCCCGGGAGUGCGGAAAAACUGCGAUGCGAUUUGUGUUCCAAGUACCAAUCAAGAUGGGACGACUUCGGUGUCGCGCCAAAGCCAAAAAUGAUUUUCUCAUAAUGCGAAACAAAAGUUUGUUGGGCAUGGGACAAUUUUAG
Molecule: messenger RNA, 405 nt
Organism: Cadophora gregata
Lineage: Eukaryota; Fungi; Ascomycota; Leotiomycetes; Helotiales; Ploettnerulaceae
Exons: 1
Coding region: 1-405 (134 amino acids)
Source: RefSeq, a predicted model, not a curated record